AUGGGAUCUAGAAAAUUCAAAAAGGAGGAUUUCAAGUUAUCGGGAUCUAUGAUCUCGACGAUGACACCAACUCUACUGAAUAAGCUCGAUUUUCACGAGGAUCGUACCAGAAAUUCCGAACUUCCAGUUCAUUGUUUCGAGAAGAAUCCUCGGAUUCCACCGCCUCCACCACCACCGGAUCCUCCUCCACCUCCUCCACUUCCAGCACCACCACCGGCGGCACCGCUGUUGCUCCCACUCGACGGACGGCUCGUCGAGCUCAUUUCUCCUUUCGUCUCGUUUCGAUUCGAUUAUCGAUUGAUUUGA
Caenorhabditis remanei is the source of this 306-nucleotide messenger RNA. RefSeq lists its product as uncharacterized. The transcript has 3 exons. NCBI's taxonomy places the organism in Eukaryota, Metazoa, Nematoda, Chromadorea, Rhabditida, Rhabditidae. The record is from RefSeq and is a predicted model, not a curated record. Bases 1 to 306 code for a protein of 101 amino acids.